This is a messenger RNA of Heterocephalus glaber (naked mole-rat), 2592 nucleotides long. Its product is annotated as transmembrane protease serine 11G-like. Gene Ontology annotation, biological process: proteolysis. Gene Ontology annotation, molecular function: serine-type endopeptidase activity. Gene Ontology annotation, cellular component: extracellular region; plasma membrane. Lineage: Eukaryota; Metazoa; Chordata; Mammalia; Rodentia; Bathyergidae. The record is from RefSeq and is a predicted model, not a curated record.
CCAAGCUAUUGGUUAACAUUUACACAUCCCAACUUGUUAAACUAGUUUCUUUCAAAUCUUUAAGUAGUCUUAACUCCAGUCAGUUGACAAGGCUGAAAGAAUACUCAGGAUCCUGCUUAUUUGGAGAAGAAAUCACAAGGAAGAAGGAAGGUGGAGGAGUUUGCAUUCUCAUGUAUCAGCCAGGUAUCCUGGAGAGAAGAACACUUUCACUGAAACCAUGGAUGAUUGUCCUAAUUACUACAGCCAUUGUAUUGGCUCUGGCAAUAAUUAUUGGUCCCCUUGUUUAUUUUUUAGAAUAUGAUCAGACAACUCAAUAUUACCAGGCCUCCUUCCAGAUUCCCAGUAUUGACUACAAUCCAGACUUUUCGGUAGAACACUCAAAAAUUAAGACUGACCUGAAACAAAAAAUCAAUAAUGAGAUAGAUAAGAUAUUUCAAAGAUCCAGUCUACACAAUAAUUACAUCAAGUCUCAUGUUGGCAACUUCAGGCCAAAUAAUCAUGGUUUGAAAGCAGACAUACUGCUUAGAUUUAAGUUUACUUCUAACAGUGCAAACACUAUAAAGAGACAAGCUGAUAAGAUUGUGCAUAAGAAUUUGAAAUCCAACGAUAGCUUCUUGAAGAUAGAUACUUCCUUACCUUAUCUUAGAGAAGUAAAUGGAGCACAAGCAGAGCAUGUUCUGAACAGCUGUUGUGGUUUAGGGAUGGAGUACCCACCCGUGGAAAGAGUUGCUCAUGGCCAGAUUGCAAAUAAAGCUGCAUGGCCAUGGCAAGCCAGCCUGCAGAUGGACGGCAUGCACUUCUGUGGGGCCUCUCUGAUCAGUGCGGACUGGCUCCUCACUGCUGCACACUGUUUUGACACUCACAAAAACCCUAAACUAUGGAUGGCCAGCUUUGGAACAACCCUGCGCUCUCCACUGAUGAGAAGAAAGGUCCUGUCCAUUAUUGUCCAUGAAAAUUAUGCUGCCCACAAGCACGAGGAUGACAUUGCCGUAGUGAAGCUCUCCACCCCUGUGCUGUUCUCUGAAAACGUGCACAGAGUCUGCCUCCCAGGUGCUACUUUUGAAGUCUUGCCAGAGAGUAAAGUGUUUGUCACUGGAUGGGGAGGACUAAAAGCAAAUGGUCCAUUUCCAAAUACUCUGCGACAAGUGGAGGUGGAGGUCAUAAGUAGUGAUGUGUGUAAUCGGGUGUAUGUAUACGGUGGUGCUGUGUCAUCAGGAAUGAUAUGCGCUGGAUUCCUGACAGGAGAACGAGACGCCUGUGAGGGUGAUUCUGGAGGACCUCUGGUCAUUGUACAAGAUCAAAACAUCUGGUAUCUUAUUGGAAUAGUAAGCUGGGGAAUAGGCUGUGGAAAAGAAAACAAGCCUGGACUUUAUACCAAAGUGACUCAUUAUCGGGACUGGAUUAAAUCUAAAACUAACAUUUAAUGCAACAACUACCUCUAUAUCCACACUGUAAAUGCCAGGUAUAGUCUCUGGGAUAUUAUGUUUAGCAUGUGUGGCCAUGUGUAUUGUCCUAAAGUUCAAGCAGAGGAGUGUAGUCUGACAACCUUCCCCUUGAAUGUGAAGAAGGCAGUCUUUCUUUCAUAUCACUUCCAGUGUUUUAUCUGACCAUGAGCACAGAAGACACUGCCACUACUGCAGCAUCUCUGAUUACCUCCUUGUUCACUGUUCUGGUCCUACACAUACUAUUUAUUUUAGUGUAAUCUGCCACCUUAAUCAAAAAAAGUAUCAACUAGCUGGCCAUUUUCUACUUAUUCCUGACUGAGUAUGCCUCUCUGCCAUGGUAGCUCCACAGUUUUUACUUUCUCCAUCAAAUAACUCUCAUCAUGAAGUUGUUGCUCUACUGAAUAAUUAUUUUGGGCCAGUGAUAACACAAAUGAUGGAGGGAGCACCACACAGAAAACUGGAUGCAAAAGAUGUCAUGAUUAUAAGUCCACUCUCUUUCCCUUGGAUGUCCAUUUAACCUCUCUUUGAAACUUAAAAAUAGUUGAUAUUUAUAUUUGUACUCAAUGUAAAAUCACCUUUCAGUAUUAAAAAAAAGCCUAAAGGCAAAGUUGCUUAGCCUUGUUAUUAAUUUGAAAUGUGAAGAGGCAAGAAUUCAAUGAGGAGUUACUUUUAGCUCCAUGUCUAAAAAUGAAAGAAGUCCCAAUCCCUAUGUACAUUUACUUUUCACUUGUACUUUUCUUAUCUCUUAAUGCAUUUUCUUUAAAUAGUUUUCUUUUUAAUGAGCUUCAGAAGAGUUGAGGGACCUGCAGAAUAAGAAGUCAAUAUAAAUUAGAUAUUCAUACACAACUUACAAGAGAAGUCAAAAUAAAUUUAGAACAUCAUGAACAAUUUGAUAUAAGAUUGUGACAAAGACUUUAUUGUAUAAUAUUUAAAUUUAUUGUUAAAAAUGGUAGGCAUUGUUUGCAGAAUGCUAUUUAUAAAAAAUAUUAACUGAGCUAAGAAAGUAUCUUGGAAUAGCUCAAUUUUAUGAUAAAAAUGAUCAUUUUCAUAUGUAUUUGUGUGUUUUUACUGCUAUACAUGACUGUAGACCAGUAUUAAACAAAACUCAAACUUAUUCUGUGCAUCUAAAUUUCCCUUCUUUUACAAU